GUUUUUCUUUUGAAACUCAAGCGUUAGGACGCUUGCAGUCAGCCUCUGGGCAUCGUUUCUCCAUGGAUCUAUCGGGAAGUGACAUUUCGCUGGAUGAGAGGACAGUAAUUCCAAGCACAGAGGAGCCGCAAACUUUGGUUGUUGGAGCCUCGCUGCAAGAAGAACUUGUCCGCUCCAAUCUAUCGGGAAGUGACAUUGCGCUGGAUGAGAGGACAGUAAUUCCAAGCACAGAGGAGGUUGUUGGAGCCUCGCUGCAAGAAGAACCAGUCGGUUCCCCAAAGUCCAUCAAGUCUGAUGAGAUCCGGAAGCAGAUUGCGAGGAUUGCGGACUUCCUUGUUCGCCUUCAAGUCACAAGGCCGCAGGUAAUAAGAGUGACACAGGCCCGCCAUGCACUUUGGCGGUUUGGACAAGUUUUUCGGGAAGGGCGCAGUGGACCAAACCGCUACCAUCAGAGCGAAGUGCGGUCCAACAUUGCUCAGUUUUGGUCGCACUCUUGGCAGGGCAGUGCUUUGCCCAAGGUUCUGCUGCUGCUUGCGAUAUACAAUGGGAUCCCAGCCGUUCUGGUUGGCUCGGCGGCUUUUGUGACCACGCGGAUCUGCACAGAGCCGGAGCUUGGACCAUUCCCUGCAAAGAACCCUUUGGCUUGGAGUAUGCUGGCGGGUGUCACUUUCUCCAGUCUCACUUUCCUGCUGUGGCAGUCUCGCAGACGUGUUUUUCUGGAUAGGAUAUGCAUCCACCAGACGAACGAGAGGUUGAAGCUUGAAGGCACCAUGAACUUAGCAGCGCUGUUGAAGCAUUCGCGGUCUUUGCUGGUGUGUUGGGAUCCAAGCUAUAUGCUGCGCAUGUGGUGUACAGUAGAGCUGGCUGUCUUCCUGAAAUGUCACGCGCAAGGUUUGCUGAUCAUCAGGCCUGUCAGCUGGGGAGGAUGCGCAAUUGCUGGUUUUCUUUCCUUAGCUACGCUGCUUGCCGGCUCAGACCUCCUGACUUUGCUUCUGACCGAGGACUUCUUGGGGCGAGGGGAUUUGCAAUGGGUUGCACUUGUGACGUCCUUCAUCUACGCUGCUUUUGGUUUUCUUUUCAUGUACUUCUGCAGCGCUGCAGCUCGAGCCCAUUUCCGGGCUGCCAAUGCUGUCCAGGAGCAGCUGAGAACCUUCUCCUUCUACAACGACACUACUUGCCAUUGUUGUAGCGUUAAUCACGUGAUCGAAAAGACUGGGCAGAGGAUUCCUUGCGACCGUGAGGCGCUUUCCCAAUGCCUUGGUCAUUGGUUUGGUUCCGUCAGUGCUUUCGACGGUGUCGUUCAGCAAGAAGUCUCCGCAUCAUUUGAGCGUGGAGUCAUACAGUGCCUCUUGCCAUAUGCUUGGCUUGUUGGAGCUAUGUGUCCCAUGAUGUGGUUUGGGAUUCACAAUGGAUUUUUCUAUUACUUUGACUCUGCCUUCUCAGACGCAUGGUUGGCCUUUUGCAAUGCCGUCUACUGCUUUGGCUGGUGGCUAGGGACCAUCCCAGUAAUCGUAGCAUUAUGGCUGCGGAUCCCACGCCGUUGUCAGAGGCGCCGUUCUACAAGAUGUCAGGAGGUGAUGCUUAACAUAGCUUGCUCCUUCGUGAUUGGCUUCAUGGUUUUAGUGGUUCGCGGAGUUGAGUUUGUGAUUGUGUUCUCUAUGCCAACCUAUGGCAUCAUCACGUGCACGUUAAUUUCUCUGCUCGCUGUCGCCCUUCUUUUGAGUAAUUGUGGCAGAAUGUGUCACUACACAUCUGUUUCUUGAAGGAUCUCCGACCAAGCCACGGAUGCCGUUCGCAAAUAUUCCGAUGCAUCCCGAAGCCUUGAGCCUCAAAAAACCCAAACAUCUUUUGAUAUGUGUUGGAGUUUCUCAAACAUCCGCCUGGAAUCC
Molecule: messenger RNA, 1889 nt
Organism: Effrenium voratum
Lineage: Eukaryota; Dinophyceae; Suessiales; Symbiodiniaceae
Source: the annotation of a GenBank genome assembly